AACACUUGUUCCAACCAAAACAACAAUGGGUUCCAAUCAGAUUACAGCAGCAACAACAAUUACCAGCCACAAUCUCAGACUCUAAGCAGAAGAUCAGAUGAUGGUUACAAUUGGAGAAAAUAUGGUCAGAAACAAGUGAAAGGUAGUGAGAAUCCAAGAAGUUACUAUAAAUGCACAUUCCCGAAUUGCCCAACAAAGAAGAAAGUUGAGAGAUCCUUGGAUGGACAAAUCACAGAGAUUGUUUAUAAGGGUACUCAUAAUCACCCUAAGCCUCAGAAUACUAGGAGAAACUCUUCAUCUUCUUCUAAUUCUACUGCUUUUGCAAUUGCUCCCUCCAAUCAAAUGAACAACUCUGAGGUGACUGAUCAUCAAUCUUAUACACAUGGUAGUGGACAAAUGGAUUCUAUUGCCACCCUUGAGAACUCCUCAAUUUCAGUUGGGGAUGAUGAUUUUGAACAAAGCUCUCAGAGGUGUAAAUCAAGUGGAGAUGAUUAUGAUGAUGAUGAACCUGAUGCCAAAAGAUGGAAAAUUGAAGGGGAAAAUGAGGGAAUAUCAGGAGGUGGAAGUAGAACAGUGAGAGAACCAAGGGUUGUGGUUCAGACAACAAGUGACAUAGAUAUCCUUGAUGAUGGCUACAGAUGGAGGAAGUAUGGCCAAAAAGUAGUUAAGGGCAAUCCAAAUCCAAGGUAAAAAUAUUUUUAAGUCACUUCUUUUGAUUCAUCUUUUUGGGAAAUUCUUUCAACUUCUUUUAUGUUCUAUCAUGUCACAGUACUUUGAUAAAUUCCUUUUUUCCUUUUCUCUUGGAUCAAACAUCGCAUGCACAUCAUAAAAGGACAUAAUAUGUUGCAUACUACUACUUGAUUCAUCUUUUUUUAAAUUUGCACUGUAACAUGGGUGUACCUAUUAUUCUGGUAUAAAAUUUCUUGGUCAAAUUAGGCUUUAGGA
This is a messenger RNA of Arachis ipaensis, 945 nucleotides long. RefSeq names its product WRKY transcription factor WRKY24-like. The record is from RefSeq and is a predicted model, not a curated record. Lineage: Eukaryota; Viridiplantae; Streptophyta; Magnoliopsida; Fabales; Fabaceae. Gene Ontology annotation, molecular function: sequence-specific DNA binding; DNA-binding transcription factor activity. Gene Ontology annotation, biological process: regulation of DNA-templated transcription.